AUGCCGGUGUUUCAUACGAAAAUUAUCGAGAGCAUUUUGGAGCCGGUAGCUCAACAGGUCUCACGGCUGGUGAUCCUGCACGAGGAGGCUGAAGAUGGGAACGCAAUGCCGGACCUGGCGCGGCCGGUGCAAGCCGUCUCGCUCGCCGUCAAUAAUCUCGUCAAGGUCGGUCACGAGACCAUAGAGUCCUCGGACGAUGUCAUCCUUCGCCAAGACAUGCCGGGAGCUUUGCGACGUGUGGAGGGCGCCGCCACUCUACUGCAACAAGCCUCGGACAUGUUGCGGGCCGACCCUUAUUCCGGACCGGCCAGAAAAAAGCUGAUCGAGGGUUCCCGAGGUAUCUUGCAAGGCACAUCGGGUCUGCUGUUAUGUUUUGACGAGUCAGAAGUGCGAAAAAUCGUUAAAGAAUGUAAAAAAGUGCUAGACUACCUCGGCGUCGCGGAAGUCAUCGACACAAUGGAAGACCUCGUGCAGUUCCUCAGGGAUAUCUCACCGGCGCUGUCUCGCGCUGCUAGAGAGGUAGCGGCCAGAGCAUCGGAACUGACCCAUCCACCACACGCGGAGACUUUGACCAGUUGCCUAGAAAGUGUUAAGCAAUUGGCACCCGUUCUCAUUUGCUCCAUGAAGACCUACAUUCAUAUCCUCACUGAAGGUGGUAAGGGAAUGGAGGAAGCAGCAGAAAACAGAAACUACUUGGCGCAACGAAUGGCAGAUGAAAUCCAUGAAAUUAUUCGAGUUCUGCAGCUGACCUCAUACGUGGAGGAUGGUGGCGAAAAGGACAACAUCGCAGUUCUGAAAGCUUUACAAACUCAGAUACACACCAAGAUGGGGACCGCACACGAGUUUCUUAAUGACCCUGCGGCGUUGCGCAACAGUGCAGGCGAGCGUGCGCUGCGCUCGGUGCUGACGUCAGCGCAGCGCGCCGCAGAGCACCUCGCGCCCGACCUGGCCGACACCGUGCGCCGCGACGUCAGAUCCGGAGGCAUAAAUGCCGACCAUUUAUGCGACGAAAGACAAAUGGGCCGUGGGAGGGAGUCUAAGGCAUUAAACUUGGCUUCGGAUCUCCGCUCCCAACUAAACGAAGUGGAAGGCGUUGUUAACGAAGGUGUGAGGGCGGCGGAGAAGCAAGGCGGGAAAACUAUACAAGCUAGGUUGGAAACGGCCCACAAAUGGCUCCUCCAUCCCGCUGCCGAUUCGCAUACAAGAUCGGAGGGACAGAAGGCCAUCACUAGUAUCGUAUCUCAGGGUCAGAGGAUAGCGGAUGGUCUGCAAGGUCGCGAGAAGGCGGAGAUACUGCAGCUAUGUGGAGACGUGCAGAGACUGUCCGACAAGCUCGCGGACAUGUGCUCGAGUGGAUACGGGCACUCGGAUGAGGCUAGAGCUAUCACAAGGGAGCUGACUGAUAAACUGCACGAAUUGAAACGCGGCAUGGAGCGAGCUGUUGUGAACCGCGUCGUCGAAGACUUCAUAGACGUCGCCGCUCCGCUGAGGCAUUUCACUGACGCUGUUAAUGCACCUGAAGGUACGGCGAACCGCGAGGCGAACUUCUCGGAGCGAGCUGCAGCGCUGCAGGCGUUCAGUGGGCGCGCGUGCGCUGCGGCGGGCGUGGUGGCGGCCGCCGCGCACCACAAGCGACUCGCCGACCCGCUGGCGCACCACGCCAGGCAGGUCGAGAAACUUUCCCCGCAGCUCAUUGCCGCUGGUAAAAUUCGCCUGCAUUACCCCGACAGUAAGGUAGCCGAGGAGCAUUUCAACAACCUCAAGAACCAAUAUGCCGACGCUGUGCUCCGCGUAAGAGAUCUCUGUGAUCAGGCGGUUGAUCCGUUGGACUUUGUCAGGACUGCUGGUGAAUUGAUGCAAAAGCACACCUACCUAUGCGAGGACGCGAUACGCAACGACGACGCUCAGAAGAUGGUGGAUAAUACUUCGGCUAUUGCUCGUUUGGCGAACCGAGUUCUGUUGGUGGGCGGUGCGGAGCGCGAGAACACGGAGGACGGCGAGUUCGCGCGCGCGCUGGGCGGCGCGCAGCAGCGCCUGCAGGCCAGCAUCGCGCCCGCCGUGCGCCUCGCCAAGCGCGUGGCGCUGCGCGACCGCGCCGCCGUGCCCGCCUGGCGCGCCGCCAACGCAGAGAUAAUGAGCGCGGCGAGUGAGGUGGAGGCGGCGUUCGGGCGGCACGCGGCGCGCGCGCCCGAGCUGGCGGACGCGCUGCGCGCGCUGCACGUGGACGAGCGCGCGCCGCCGCGCCCGCCGCCGCCCGCGCCCCUCGCGCCCGCCGCGCCCGCGCCGCACGCCCCGCACGCGCCCGGCCUCGCGCCGCCGCGCCCGCCGCCGCCCGACACCGACGACGAGGACGAGGACAUCUUCCGCAGGCAGCCACACCCCAGCCAGCCCAUAUUGGUGGCGGCUCACAAUCUGCACAAAGCAGUGCGAGAAUGGUCGUCAAAGGAUAAUGAAAUUAUUGCCGCUGCGAAACGCAUGGCGAUCCUCAUGGCUCGUCUCUCCGACUUAGUGCGUUCCGACUCUAAAGGCAGCAAACGCGAGUUGAUCGCGACCGCAAAGGCGAUCGCUGAGGCUUCAGAGGAGGUCACGCGACUCGCUAAGAAACUCGCUCUCGAAUGCACUGACAAGCGAAUUCGUACCAACCUGCUUCAAGUUUGCGAAAGAAUUCCGACCAUCGGCACUCAGCUUAAGAUCCUGUCAACUGUUAAAGCUACCAUGCUUGGAGCUCAAGGAAGCGAAGAAGAUCAAGAAGCAACGGAGAUGCUUGUUGGAAACGCGCAGAACCUCAUGCAGAGUGUAAAAGAAACGGUAAAGGCAGCGGAAGGCGCGUCGAUAAAAAUCCGCACGGAGCAAGGUGGCUACAGGUUGCGUUGGGUUCGUCGCUCGCCCUGGUACCAGAUCUAG
Molecule: messenger RNA, 2904 nt
Organism: Parnassius mnemosyne (clouded apollo)
Lineage: Eukaryota; Metazoa; Arthropoda; Insecta; Lepidoptera; Papilionidae
Source: the annotation of a GenBank genome assembly